AAUACACCCAUAAAUUCACCUACGGAGCUGAAGCCUAGCGCCAGCUAGCUUGUCCUUGUAGUAAUUGUUUACAUGAGACUUGGGACAAGAAAAAUGGCUGCCUCCAUGGAAAGAGCUGACCCGCAAUUCCAACUUCUUUCGGAGCAAGAAAUUGAGGAACUGAUCAAUGGAAGGACUUCAGAAAGCACCAAAAGAACAAUCAAGUUCGGCGUCGUACGACUGAAGAACUUUGCUGACUACACUAACACAAACUUGGAUGGAAUUUCAGUGGAAUGUUUGGACGGUUUCUUGUCUAGAUUCUAUCCUUCGAUACGCAAAGGAGAUGGCUCGCAAUUUUCAAGAAGAUCUAUCCAAGCUAUCCGAUACGCUGUGCAACGGCACUUUCUGGAAAAGCAUGAAUUUGAUAUUUGUGACAAUGCCAAAUUCCCAAGGAGUAACAAGGUCUUCAAAGCAGUACUGGUCAAGCUAAAGAAGGAGGGAAAAGGUAAUGUAAAACACAAGCCAAUAAUUUCUGCUACUGAUAUGGAGAGAAUCCAAACAUCGGCUCAGUUGGAUUGUUCUACUCCUCUCGGUCUGCAAAACAAGGUCUUUAUCGACUUAAUGACCUACUUUUGCAACAGAGGUCGUGAGAACCUUCGGUCGAUGAAGCCAUCUGAUUUCACAGUUGAAUUUGAUGAAAAUGGACGACGAUUUGUGUCAAAGCGUGAUGACCUCACGAAGAAUAAUAGGGAGGAUGUAGAAGAGAGUUCGAAUUCUGGUGUUAUGUAUGAGAUUCCUGAAUCGGAGAGCUGCCCAGUAAGAUCCUUUGUGUUAUACAUCUCUAAACUUGAUUCAAGAUGUCCAUUUCUUUGGCAAAGACCAAAAGAAAAAGCCCCAGAAGACGAAGGACCAUGGUACAGUAAUUCUGCAGUAGGAGUGAACAUUCUAUCUAACAAGAUGAAAGAGAUCUCGAGGAAAGCACACUGUAGCAAGCUGUACACAAAUCAUUGUAUCCGUGCGACAUGCAUUACUUCUCUUGAUACCGCUGGGUUCCAGUCCCGAGAUAUAAUGUCCGUAAGCGGACAUCGAAGCGAGAGUUCACUGAAACAUUACAGUAGAACAAGUGAAUCCCGCAAACGUGAGAUGUCGAAGCAGUUGUCGGAGAAUCUUUACCAUCGUGACAAUCGAGACAAUGCAUCGCAUGCUUCAAGUUCAACCUCCAAACCUUCGCAGUCUGAUCCCGAACGUGCUAGAUCUGGACUGCAGUCAAAGAAGAAAUGUACUGAAAGGCCUAGCGUUAGAUCUAGUGCACCUAGCGAAGAUUCACAAUGCAGCCAAGAGAUAUGUGAAAUUCGAUAUCAGCGAGUGUCUAUUCAAACUCAAUCCCAGAGACAGAGUUCACCUCAAAUCAUCAGUGAAACUACUGGCAGUGGUACAUCUACCGGUGGUAAUCAGUUCAAUUUCACGAACUGCGAGGUGCACAUUUAUACCAAAUAAGCUCUUCUCGAUGACGAUGUACAUAACUGUAAAUGCGUUCUCUUCAAAGUUCCGGUUUAUAGUGUUCUACAGUGUUCUAUAAAAGUGUUACUUAGUCAGUGUUAACUGUUAUCGUGGCAACAUUUAGCAUUUUCAACGAGUUUACAUGGAUUACAUGAAUGAUGAAGAUCUGCAUGUCCCUGUUUACACUCUGCAGACGGUUAACUCUAGUGUUAUACACCACUGUCCGAGGGUGAGGAGGCAGCCAUUUUAUUUCUUCGUAAGUUAUCGUAUAUUUUUGAACUGCAGAACGUGUAGUCUAGACUGUAUUUUAGCUGUGAUUAAACUCUAUUGUCUGUGAAGGCAGCCAUGUGAUUUCUUCAUAC
Lytechinus variegatus (green sea urchin) is the source of this 1841-nucleotide messenger RNA. RefSeq lists its product as uncharacterized. The coding region runs from base 73 to 1476 and encodes 467 amino acids. Gene Ontology annotation, biological process: DNA recombination; DNA integration. Gene Ontology annotation, molecular function: DNA binding. The record is from RefSeq and is a predicted model, not a curated record. The transcript has a single exon. Lineage: Eukaryota; Metazoa; Echinodermata; Echinoidea; Temnopleuroida; Toxopneustidae.